Messenger RNA from Drosophila nasuta, 4260 nucleotides. It is a transcript of the gene oys, whose product is annotated as lysophospholipid acyltransferase 6. Bases 604 to 2823 code for a protein of 739 amino acids. The record is from RefSeq and is a predicted model, not a curated record. Gene Ontology annotation, biological process: lipid modification. The transcript has 7 exons. Lineage: Eukaryota; Metazoa; Arthropoda; Insecta; Diptera; Drosophilidae. Gene Ontology annotation, cellular component: membrane. Gene Ontology annotation, molecular function: acyltransferase activity.
AUACGACAGUUUAAGUACUCAGCACACUUUUGCUUAAUAAUUUAGACUUUCGUGAAACACACACACAGAAGCGGAUGUGUAUAUUUUUCGGCAUAACACACAACAUUUCUUAAUUAAAUCGAAUCGCAGUCAGUCAGUUUCAUUCUCUCUUUCAAUCGUGUCGGACGCGAGCAGCGCAAGUACGAUUUGUAGCGCAAAGAGAACGGCCAUUUUGACGCACGCAUUUUGUGCGAUUACAAAAUACAAAAAAAAUACAUACAUAAUCCACAAGUAAUAAAUAUACUUCCAAAAAUUAUUGCACAAAAAUUUACAAGUGAAGCAAAACGUGACCCAAAUUUGUGGGCGGAAGAAGAAGCCACAGGCGAGACAGCAGCAAAAAAGGUGCUAGACGACGCGUCGUGUCUUUAUCUGUGAAUUAAGUGCAAGAAUUUUCCAUUCGCGUUGAGAACGUACGCGCGACAGUGGCGGUGACGGCGUUUCCUUUGUAUACAGCAAGGCAGGCAACACGCGCUUUAUCAUCAACGUUCCCAAUUCUUCAGUUCAAAUGAAGCAAUAACGAGGACAACGCCGAAAUCAAAACCGCAAAGCAGCAACUAAGCUAAAAUGCUCGAAUCACCAACAAAUAUUGAGAGUAGUGAUUGCUAUGAUGGCAGCCGCAUUUUUACCUGGCUGGCCGACAUGGUUGGGCUCUCUGUUGAUUUGGUCAACUUCUUAAUAUGCCAAAUAUCAGCGCUCUUCCUAGCCUCGCUCUUCCGUUCGUUUCUCCAUCCAUCUAAGGUGUCCUGCGAGGUGCGUCACGCAUUUGGAUUGUCAUUGGGACUGACCUUUGGCUACUUUUGCUUUGGCCAACAGGCAAUUCACAUCGCUGGACUUCCCUUAAUAUGCUACAUUGUCAUACGCACACAAGAUCCACGCAUUGUUCAGAGGAGCGUCAUGCUGGUGGCCAUGGGCUAUUUGCUGUGCGUGCAUCUGAUGCGUCAGUUCUAUGAUUACGGCUCCUAUGCUUUGGACAUUACGGGACCGCUCAUGAUCAUCACACAGAAGGUGACCAGUCUGGCGUUCAGCAUACACGAUGGCUUUGUGCGCAAGGAUGAGGACAUGACAAAGGCGCAACAGUACCAUGCCAUUAGGAAAAUGCCGUCGGCACUGGAAUACUUCUCGUAUGUAUGGCAUUUCCAAAGCCUGAUGGCCGGCCCCUUGGUCUUCUACAAGGAUUACAUUGAAUUUGUCGAGGGCUACAAUCUAUUGAAACGUCCAGCAUCAAACGCCAGCUUGGACAAUGGCAAAUCGGAAUUGGUGGUGGAGCCGUCACCUACGAAAACCGUCAUACGCAAGGUCCUUGGCAGCUUGGUGUGUGCAUUCAUUUUCAUGAAGUUUGUCAAAAUCUAUCCUGUAAAGAAUAUGAAAGAUGAUGACUUUGUUAAUGGCACCAGCAUACCCUAUAAGUUCUGGUAUGCCAUGAUGGCAACCACCUGCAUACGCUUUAAGUAUUAUCACGCCUGGCUGCUGGCCGAUGCGAUUUGCAACAAUUCGGGCUUGGGUUUUACCGGCUACGAUAAGGACGGCAAUGCCAAAUGGGAUCUCAUAUCCAACAUUAAUGUGCUAUCAUUUGAGUUUGCGUCCAAUAUGCGAGACGCGAUCAGCAACUGGAAUUGCGGCACAAAUCGCUGGCUGCGCACACUCGUCUAUGAGCGUGUGCCCAAGAAGUAUGGCACACUGUUGACGUUCACAUUGAGCGCCGUGUGGCAUGGCUUCUAUCCAGGCUACUACUUGACCUUUGCCACUGGCGCCCUGAUGGUUACAGCUGCGCGUACGGCACGUCGCAUGUUCCGACACCGCUUCCAGAGCACACAGGUUACGCGCAUGUUCUACGACAUUCUUACCUGCAUCACCACACGCAUUGUGAUGGGCUACGCUACAUUCCCAUUUGUUCUGCUUGAAUUCAUGGGCAGCAUCAAAUUGUACCUGAGAUUUUUUUUGUGCCUUCAUCUUAUUUCACUAGUGACCAUAUUUAUUCUACCAAAAUUCAUACGGGGUGAGCCGCGCACACAACGGUCCAGCAGGAGUUCCGCCGGGGCGAAUGUGCCGGUUUCCACGCAGAGCGAUGGCAAUAUUACGGCUGCUGUCGAUCAACCGCUGGCGGUGGCCGCCAGCACCGAUGAUCUCAAUGCCAAUGAUGAGAAGGAGGACGGAGUGGAGAGUAAGCAUGCUAAACGUAAUAAUGACACAAUGCCACAGCAACAACAACAGCAAUCGCUACAACACGAUCUAAAGCAGAAUCAGUCACCAAUACUCCAACCACGCCCACAGCUUCUGCAGCAGCAACAAAGUCCGAAGCCAAUACAACACCACAACGGUCAACAGAUUUGCGCUCGAGACGCGGUUAGUGUGCCGCACGAUCAGUGUGAAAUGGAUCAAUUGUCCAGCAAGCUGAAGGAGAAGAUUGAAGCGGAAACCAAAAAUAUUGAGGAAUUUAUCGAUAAGACUGUUACCGAAACUGUUAGCGGCAUCGUUGAGUUUAAAAACGAUCUGAUGCGCGACAUUGAGUUUCCCAAACUGAAGCUAGCCGCCGGCUCAGUUAGUAGCGGUGCCGCCAAUCUGGUGGACGCUGCUGCCGCCGGUCUACGCAAACGCAACAUAUCCUCUGCCCACGAUAGCAACAGCAACAACACAAACAACACUAACACCGCCAAUGCAUGCGCCGACCAUGCCCCCGAGGAGAACAGUGGUGCGUUCUUGAAGAAGGAAAUCGAUGCAAUCAAUGCUGUCGUCCAGCAGGCAAAUGUUUUGCCGGCUGUGCUCAGCAAUGGUCAUGCCAAAUAGUAGCUGGUUAAUGGAUACAAAUGCCAGCUGCAUUAAUCUGGACAAUUAACAAUUGAUGAUGAAUCGGCUGGGAUUGGUCUAUUGGGGAGACAUAGGGAGUAGGUGCUGCACACACACAGACACACACACACACAUACGACACUCGCGGAACAAUCGCACACUCUGAAACAAAAACUAAAACACUAAACGCACACAAAAUUAUGAAGAAUUAUUAUGGAUAAACCUAAAAUAUAUAUUUUGGUUUCAACAAUAUUAUUUAUAAAAGAAAUCAAUUUAAAAAGAGUUUAUAAAUUGUUUUUACAAUGCAUGUAUGUAUAAUUGAUGAUAUAUACACAUAUAUAUAUAACAAACGAAUUAUUGUAUAGUUGUCUAAACUAACUAGCCAAAAUAAUAGUUAAGUACAACAAAGGAUAUCGAUUGAUUCAUGUUCAAGUGUUUUUUGCUCAUCAAUUUGUAUGUAUGUUUACCAUUAUUAUUAUUGUGAGCAACAGUAAAUGAAUAAUGCUAUAUGAAAUGAGUAUGAAUUCGAAGAUGAAUAUCAUUUUUUGUAUAUUGAAAUAUCUAAAUGUGCUUCUUUAAAUGAUUACGUAUAAUUGUUGUUAAUUGUAUGUAAAACUAUGAUGCAUGUAUUUCGUUGUUGGUUUGUUAAGCGUGAGCCACGUCGUAAUGGAUACUUAUGGUAUCCACAUAUAAAAAAUGUAUGUAUUUAAGAAUUCUUCCACUAUGUACAAUUUGUUUACAUGUUUACCAUAUAGUCUAUGUAUGUACAAGUGCAAAAACAAACGAUAAAUGAUAACUAGGAACAGCUUAUUUUAACCAUUCUUUAUAUAUGUAUACAUAUAUAUGAAGAAGGGAGAAACCCCACAAAGCGCAACGCGCACGAACAAAACGUAAACUAAUCUUACAAAAACGGCACCAAUCAAAUCCUCUUUCCAGCCUUUAAAUAAAACUGAAACAAAUAUGAAUUGAAAAAGAAAUAUCACAUUUAAAAUAACAAAUAACAAGUCAACCAAAACUCAACUUUAGACUGAAGCUAUUGAAAAGUAAAUACUGAAUAUGAAGCAAACAAAAACGAAACACGCGUAGUUCAAGUUAGUUAUUAAGGAACAUUAAUUUUAAACCUGUUCGAUAUUAAUAUUAUUUGUUGUUCACAUAUUUUUUUCUUGCAAUAUAUGUAUGUGUGCCUGUGUGACAAGAACAACUAAAACAAUACAGAGACUGUUGAGACAGACGAGCAGCCUCAAUGAUCUUUGUACUCCCCCCCUAUCUUCCCCAGCAAUAUUGCUGGACUUUUUGUAUGUUUAUAUUCAAAUCAAACCUCUACUCCUUUUUGUAGCUUAAGCACAUUUCACUCCUACUACUACUAUGCGUAUAUAGUAAUUUGUUUAAACCAUUUUUUUGUUAUAUUGAAAUAAAUGUAAUCAUCACACACAAGUA